This is a messenger RNA of Planococcus citri (citrus mealybug), 3106 nucleotides long. RefSeq lists its product as uncharacterized. The coding region runs from base 657 to 2648 and encodes 663 amino acids. The transcript has 4 exons. NCBI's taxonomy places the organism in Eukaryota, Metazoa, Arthropoda, Insecta, Hemiptera, Pseudococcidae. The record is from RefSeq and is a predicted model, not a curated record.
GAAAACACGAAAAUCAAACUCCGAAACGUGCUCCUAAAACGCAAGAACCCAUGUCGGAAAUGCGUCGAAACAACAUUCGGGUAAGCUCGGGUAUAUUCGUUGCUUCGUAACAAGUGCUGCCACCUGUCAAGUUGAGUUUUUAUUCGAAUUUUUGCCAGCCAUUUUGCCUUGAAUUUUGCAAAGUGAAAAAUAACCGGUUCCAUUUUCUAUUGUCAUUUGUCAUUCAUUGUGCAAUGUGCAUUUUUGGUGGGCGCCACAUUUUUACUGUUUAAUUACGAUUAUUACGCACGUAGCUGAGAAUUUCGUCUCCAAUCGACUACUAUAGACGACAGAUCUUUCCGCCAGUGUCAUUUGUCUUUGUCUAGUCUUUGAUGUCCGGCUUGGUUUAUUCUUUACAUUGUGCGUUCGUUUAACUACAGAACUUUUGCUUUUGGAGUCCUGCUGAGAAAAGUUGUUCCACUCGAAAGGAACAUAAUUCUUCGUAUCGAAGUAGUCUAUUUGCGUUCCACGUUGAUCGAUUUAAUUCAUGCAUCGUGCAUCUUCGACGAUAGAUCGUAAUCGUUUCAUUUGAAUAUAAUUGCAGUAUUACUCGAACGAUCGCAAACCGAGAUCCUGAGAAGACUGAUUUUUUCAUCGCCACCAGACAAUAACGCAAAAUGGACGACUCAGAAAUCAACGAUGGCAGAUUCAUUUUUCUCUCAUCGCCACCGAAACUGAAACUUAUAUCUACUCGUUUCAUAGCAAGGCAGCUGGUUUUCGACGAGUUGAAUCGCGAUGCCGGAAACAUCAGCAAUCCAUCGAAAAGUUUCAUAUUGGACGAUUGGAUGGACGUUCAUGUCGACAAAAUGCUAUCAAAUCUACCAUCCAUUGCUGCAAUUUGUCGCUCCGAAAUGACAGAUCAGAUCAAGUUCGUCGGUAUGGAAAUCUCACGCUGGGUGAUGAGACACGCAGGAGGACACGCUUCAAAAGUAUUCUUCCGGAGGUGUGACUCGAUCGAGCGUCGUUUCGUUACGUCUGAUUUCUUAGCCGAAUUUAUUUGGAAUCUUGAUGGCGAGAUAGAUUACGUUAAAACCGCCGAGAAACUGAUUCGUGAUACGUAUUUGACCGAAGAAGAGAAAUUUAAAAUGGCUUGCGAAUAUUGCAUGGAAGACGAGAUUGACGACAUGUACGAUACGUACGAUUGCCUGGACGUCGACGACUGCACGGAAAUCGAAGAUUUCUCCAAGAGUAACUAUAUUUUGUAUUGGGAUAGUGCGAGGGAAGGAUACGACGUAGAGAUGCCCGAAGAUGAUGACGAUGAUCGAUCUUUCGAAUUAUUCAUGUUGGAAUCUCCUCCGUGCAACGAAUCUGCGUUGAGGUAUUUUUUCUCCCAAUUAGAGGACGAAGAGAGGCAAGAUUUCGCAAAUGGUAGAAUGUUAACUUUGCCAAUGUGUAUAGUAAAGCAUAUUAUACCCUUGUAUACCGAACUCGAGCAGAGAGAUCUUUUCGUGAAUAACGUGGUCCAAAUGAUGGAGAAUAUCACGACUGAAAUGCCCGUCGAGCAAUGUCUGCAGUUUUGGAAUUUUGUCAAGCCUAUGUUACGUGGUAAACAAUAUAUUCAAAUGCUGAUUGCUAUAUUUAAAUGCCCCGAGUACGCAUUCGACAGUGAUUCGAAUUGGAUGGCUGAAUACACGAUGGAGAUAUGGAAAACGUCGCCGAGUCAUUUGAAACAAUUCAUAUUUCGCGAACAAAACGACAGCUUCGUGUUGAAGUGGAAUAAAUGGUGCAGCGACACGCGAGAUGAUAAUUACAGACUGCGAAACGACGCGAUGCUUUUGCAAAUUCUAUCAGAUGGCGACUUGGAGUACCGAACACGGUUCUGGCUUAAAGAAUGGACCAAUUUAAUCAUCGGAGUACGUCCUCCAGCCCUGAGUACACUAUUGGAGAUCUGUCUACCAGAUACUCAAGCGAGGGAAGAAUUUAUGAAACAAAUCAUCGAAUCUGAUCGUAUGGUUGCCUACUUGGAUAAAUUACUCGAAGUCGGAUUCAUUAUCGAGAUGAACCAGUUUCUAGACAUCUUGCUGUCCGAGCCGAGCCAAAGGACGGAUUACAAGAAGAAAAUGAGACCAGGUUUCGUUCGAUUGCCCCAGAAAUUCGUACGUAGUUGGGAAACCCCGAGUGACGAACAGAUCGACGCUUUUGGCCAGUUUAUCGACGAAAUCAAACACCGUGACGAUAACGAUGACAAUGACGACGACGAAGACGAUGAAGGCGAAAACACCCCCGAGGAAUGCAAAGUGCGCGCGAUCUCAGCUGCUUUUGUUGCUUUCAUCGACGAAAGAUUCAUCGAACGUAGGAUUUUCAACAACAUCUUGCACGUAGCCAAACGUCUGUGCGAUGAGCAGAAGGUGAAGUCUGAUGUAAAAAUCAUGUUCAUCAUGUAUCAUAUAUUCGCCACGACUGAAGAAGAUAAGGAAGAGUUUAUAAAAACGAUGGUGAACGCGAAUACGAAUCGAGCCUGGAGGAGGAUUAUGUUAUGGGCUCUAGGUUCUCGAGAGAAAAUGGAGAAGUUUUUUGAUGGAUUUGAAGUUUUACAAGAUCCUAAGUGCGAGACUUGGUUCGAUGAGUGUCGUGUAAGUGGUGAUGAGGAGGAUGGAGACUUUGCGUGAGGGUAAUUUGUUUUCGAAUUGCGUAGAUUAUAAUAUAUUCAUUAUUCAUAUUCUCCUAGUGUUGCUUUGUGUUUACGAUUAUUGUAUUUUUAUGGAUUUUUUUUUCGUUUGAGUUGAUUUUCCAAGAGUAAUAUUUCGAAGUGGUUUUUCAACGAUUUUUUUAAUAUUAUUACUUAGUUGAUUAAUGAUUACCGUAUCUACAUUAUGUUGUAAUUGGAUAAUGUUUCUGAAUUUAAAUUUAGUAUUACCUAUGUUUUUUGUUCCAUUUUUUCCAUUUUUUACUAAACGUGACGUGUAAUUUGUGAGUUACGAAUUGAUGUUUUUUUUCUUCUAAAUAUAGUAAUUUUGAACUUGGUUUCAAUAGUUAUAAAUUUUUGAAUGACUUACGUACGUUGCAGUUAUGAAUGUACGACGUGUUGUAAAGUUUGAUAAAAUAAAAAAAUGUUGCGUAAAAUAUA